UCCUGUGGCUGGCGCAUGGCUCAAUCUGAUAGGCCCUGUGCGCGUCACAUUGGGGUGUUCCUUUGAAGGCCCUGCCAUUGUCGUUCCUCCCAUCAUCUUCAACAGAUAGAUAGAAGAAAAAGAAAGCGUCAACAGCCUUCCUCCGGCUAACACACGCAGGUACGCGCGCCGGCCACCCGACAAAAUGAUCCUCCUGCCACUAGCAUGGACGCUGCUCAACGUCUGGUCCCUGACAGCCGGGGCCGACAACGAGGUCAGGCUGCAAAAUGACAAUAAACACAAAGGCGUCCUUUAUCCCAAGAUCAGCAGCAAUGAGAGUGUUGAGUGUGUGUGUGAACAGACCACCUGUGACCAGGCCUUCUGGUACCGCAUUCUUGACAGUAACCAAACAUUUCAGUACCUGGGCAAAUGCAACAACGCUGAGCGUUUUGCCGGUGAGGUGGACCCGGCACGCUUUAAAUUUACUAAGAGGGGCAGUAAUGGCUUUCUCCUACGUAUCAUGAAUGUGACACCAGCGGACGCGGGGGUUUAUUCUUGCGUCCUAAAGAGCAAGAACAUAGAGCUGUGGAGGACCGGACCUCUUAUCCUGCCGGGAGGGACCCCUCCAACAGCGCCUCCUAAACUACAACCAAAACCCAAAGAGCCCCCACGAACCAAUACGGUCAAGUGCUGCUCUUCGAAGAAAAAAGAAGGCUGCAGCCACAUGGUUCUGUGGCCAAUGGUCGGAAUCAUUACGGGCUUGGCUGUCGUCCUCAUCGGCACAUUGUACUAUUUCAGCCGGCUACCCAAAAAGUGCCGCCACCGCUUCGCGAAAAAGAGGCAGACAUCCUAAAACUCCUUCACCUACGGCUUACAUGAAGAAGCAGAUGACUUGAAUGCUUCACGCUUCACUUGAUCCCCCCGUCCAGCAGAGCAUGAAGGACAGGAUUCAUUUGAACCCUGACAUGUCGGGUUUCUCCACAGAGAAAUGUGCGCUCAGCCCGAGAAGGAUUUUUUUCAUUUUCAGCAGCUGCAGCCAUGUAACAUAUUGUGACAUAUAUUCACAGGUUUCUUUUGUAUAUUUUUAUAAUAAAAAACUCCGCUAAGUUCGGUUCAAAGCCUUAUGCUGUAACUUUUAUCUGUAAUGUUUCUGAUUUGUCACUUCUCUUUGUGCUGUUUGAUUCAUCACAUAUGAAGAUGCGGUGAUUUUUUUUUUUAAGCGCUUUUUCUCUAAACCCGUAUUGUGAUACAGAUAAUCACAGUAUAAUCUAAUCGGUGUAUUUACAUACAACAAUCACAAAAGAUAAAAAAAAUGAAGUACAGCUUUUUCUGCAUUCUUUGCUCUUGUGUAUUUAUUUGUGUUUUCAUCUUUAACGCCGUCGUGGUAUUGGUCUACGUUCACAUCUGUCGCAAAGAAAAAACUGGCGUGUUGAUUUUUCUGUGAGCUCAACUCAAUAAAACUCAAUAAAAUUGUAUAUUUUGAAUCAUU
Molecule: messenger RNA, 1468 nt
Organism: Mugil cephalus (flathead mullet)
Lineage: Eukaryota; Metazoa; Chordata; Actinopteri; Mugiliformes; Mugilidae
Gene: cd8b
Product: cd8 beta
Biological process (GO): regulation of immune response
Cellular component (GO): cell surface
Molecular function (GO): coreceptor activity; MHC class I protein binding
Source: RefSeq, a predicted model, not a curated record